Messenger RNA from Chaetura pelagica (chimney swift), 927 nucleotides. It is a transcript of the gene RIMOC1, whose product is annotated as chromosome unknown open reading frame, human C5orf51. The transcript is spliced from 7 exons. NCBI's taxonomy places the organism in Eukaryota, Metazoa, Chordata, Aves, Apodiformes, Apodidae. The record is from RefSeq and is a predicted model, not a curated record. Bases 1 to 927 code for a protein of 308 amino acids. Gene Ontology annotation, biological process: mitophagy.
AUGUUGUGGGAGCUUGUGACACAUUUCUCUAAUGGAUGCCGAGGUAUUAGCUUUUUCCAGCAUUCACAGCUCUCUUUUGGGCAAGACCUGCUGCUCCUUGAGGCUGAAGAGCAUCACUUGAUGGUGGCAGCCCCGGGAUGCGAUGCCUUCUUAGCCAAAGGCUCCGCUGCUCUGGGCAAGCUGAAGGAGCUCUGUAACGAAGGGAAAGGACAUCCUUCCACACUUCUGCAACUCUAUACACAGGCUGUCUUAGACAUUACAUAUUUUGAGGAAAACCAGCUUGUGGAUGAAGAUUUUCCAGAAGAAUCUUCCUUGCAAAAAGUUACAGAACUUAUUUGUGUUCUUUCAGAACCAGAAGACCUAGUGAGGGAAUGCAACAUAAAUGAAGAACUCAUCAACAUCCUUGGUGUAGAGUUGUUAGAAUGUCUUUACUGGAGAAAAGGAGCCCUGCUUUACAUGUAUUGUCAUACAGCAAAAGAAAGGAGUGAAUGGCUUCAAGAGAACAUUGCCAUAUUUAAAAAGUGUCUUAAUGAUGGAGUUCAUUACUUGAUGAAGAUGCUUAACUUUAGAUGCCCUCUUGAGUUAAAUGAAGAUGUCUCCUUUCAAGAUAAAGACACAGCCAGGUUGCUCAGUGAAGGUGUAUUUAGUGACACUCACUUGCUGGCGAUGAUGUACAGUGGAGAAAUGUGCUACUGGGGACUGCAACACUGUGGAGAAGGGGAGGAGGAAAGCCUAGAGACGAUAGAUCCCACCUCUAACAGUGGCCUGGGCUGCAGAUCACAGAGCACGUCUCUGGACUUCCGAGAAACGGGCAGAAACAUGUUAUCGAAGUACGUGGCCGUGUGCCAGGGACCUUUGAGAGACCAGGGCUGGAACACAGGAGCUGCAAAACAGAUGUUGUGUUGCUUCGUGAAAUCUCACAGCUAA